Molecule: messenger RNA, 1898 nt
Organism: Effrenium voratum
Lineage: Eukaryota; Dinophyceae; Suessiales; Symbiodiniaceae
Source: the annotation of a GenBank genome assembly
GCUCACAGGUAAUAACUUGGUUUUGCCUAUGUUUAGUUUUGCACGACACGAACUAUACAGCACUUGCGCUGCAAUACCCGUGGGGUAUGCAGAGAUGCCUCACGACAGGCGAGUGAAUGAUUCAUUUGCGCCACCCAAACAUUUGGUGAAGACAAAACUCUGCAAGCAUUUUACCAAAGGCUACUGCCGGUACCAGGAUCAAUGCGCUUUUGCGCACGAAACAGAUGAGCUGGUCUAUCGACCUGAUCUGACGAAAACAAAGAUGUGCAGCCGGUUUUUGGUGGAAGGCGGCUGCAGCAAUAACUGCAGUUUUGCACACAGUUGGGAAGAACUCCGCCACGUGGACCGUCGUGGAUCUGCAGCCGCAUCGGCACACUUAGCCGCGAUGGUGAGCAUUGACCGGGCGGUUGAGUCUCCAAUUGCUUUGGGCUCGCGGGAUGAGUUAGGGUCUCACGCGCCAGAGCCGUUGCCACUUCCAGACAUGCCUAACCCGCCGCUCCACUGGUUGGGCGAGAAGGUGCCUCCGCAGCGAUGGCUGCCCCUGGAGGAGCCUGGAGCAAUUUGCCAACAGCAGGUAUCACCAGAGACGUCAGGGAACUUUCCUAGCUCGCAGCGCAUGCACGCCGUUGGCAAUGCGGCAGAGAGGUGGGCCGUCCUUGCCGACCGCGUUUUGGCAUGGAAGCGCCAGAGCAUGUUGCGGCGGGGGCGCUUUCUCAUCGCUACAGACCCGCAUCACAUCACCUCAAAGAGCCAAGCUGAAGCAUUGGCUUCCAUAAUUUUGGAGGAUCCAAUUUGGCAUGAAGAUUUCCGCCAGCUGGCUCGUGAGUGCAGCAGGUUCCUCGCUGCUGGUUCAGAAGCCUUCUACGAGGGGAGUUCUUCAGCGCCAAUUAUGAGCCAUGCCCGUCCGGUGCUCUUCUGAGCUGGGUGUGUGCGCACAAAUCAGCCAUAGCGCGCGCUCAGGGAAGCUAGCUUUGCAGCAGCUUCAUUCUCCGGGUUUGACUUUUGCUGCCACGGAACAGUGGGAACAGCUCGCAAAUUGGCGGCGCAUAGGCAGGGUCGGAUCAUUGAGGAUUUGGCCGCCAGCUAUGCAGCUACGUCUCGCUGCCAGCCCGCUAUAGUUUCACAGCGUUUUGCAAUCUCGGUUUGGAAUUGCACUCCGGAAGGACCACCAGAAGGUUACGUGUAUGAUGUGUGUUUGCGCGGCUUCUGACAAUCCCGUCGAAGGACGCAAACACUUCGCAACCUGUGGUUUACGCUCACAGUGCUGCAUGGGAUCGGCGAUAGGCGUGGCCAAGUUGAGACCUCCAGUGCCGAGUUCCCACCUGACUGCAAAUCAAUGAGCAGUCUGCAGCGUUCCUUUUCCAAGUUUGCCUCUGACUCUUGCGGUCUCAUCCGUUGUUUCACCCCCGCUUCGUCCAGGAUAUCAAGCGAAGCGUAGAAUCUAUCAGAGUGGGCGGCGAACUCCCCCAGACGCAUCCCAAAGCUAUGCCGGUGGAUUUGCCAAUACCUGUGCUCUAGCUGGCCGCUCAGGCUGAAGGCUUUUCCGCCCAAAGGGGUGUUUAAAAAAAUGGAAGCGAUGUUUGUUUUGUUCGGAUGUAAGCCAAAUACAUGCCAAGUGCAGCAUUUUCGCAACGCAGCUUCUCGGCGUUUCUCAUGCGAAAUGCAUGCAUUUUCUCACAGCCAGAGCUCAAUGAGUUGCAGUGCUACGGAAAGUUCUUUGUUCGGCUUGUUUGACAAUUAUCCCCCUUGAAAGAAAAGUCCAGCAUGCCUCAGUUGACCGCCGGCGGAGGUCAUUUGACGGGAAACUAAAUCCGCAAUGUGCCUUAUAUUCAUUUGGGCCAGUGGCACAUUUGCAAGGCCCUCAAUAUAUUGCCGCAAGCUCGAAGGGACCAUGGCUC